Molecule: messenger RNA, 1605 nt
Organism: Diospyros lotus (date-plum)
Lineage: Eukaryota; Viridiplantae; Streptophyta; Magnoliopsida; Ericales; Ebenaceae
Exons: 4
Coding region: 307-1032 (241 amino acids)
Source: RefSeq, a predicted model, not a curated record
GGGGGGGGCUGUUUACUUACCCGCUCCAGCCGAAAAUCCCUAAUUCGAGGCAAGAGGGAAGAGGGGAGAGUUGUCGAGGGUUCCGUCAGCGGCGAUAGAAGUCGCCGGCGGCGCAAGGAGGAAGAACUCACCUGUGUCUUUAGUCGCCGGUGAUUUUGGCGCGCCCCAGCCGAGAGGCGUUUGAGGGAAUCCCGCCUCUUCUAUAACACUGAAUCACUCAUCUUUGAGCUAUCUUAGCUCAACCCGGGAGUUCUUUAUUCACAUUCAACCCAAAAGGGGCAAAAACAUUGUUUUUCUUACACUUUCAUGGCCACGGGAGAUGAUGUUAUGGAAGCUGGUGCCUCUUCAAUUCUUGGUGCUGUGGAGUCCGAGAAGAGUGAAGAAAUCGUUUCCCCAGAAGAUAUAGCGUGGGCAGACUCCUGCUUGGUCAAAGAUUCUGAAAUAUUGGAUUGUAACUGGGAUGCUCUGAAAGCUGCUUUACUGGAAGUCGGAACUUCACAACCUGAUUCACUUGACUUCUCUGUAUCCGGAAGAUACAGUGGCGUGUUUGACAACGAGAUCCAUCCUUCCAACGAAGGAUCACAAACACCGCUUAGUUUAGGAAUGACUGAUUCUAAUGAAGAUGCUUCGAGUGAUGAUGAGGUUGAACAGCCUGAUGAUGACUCUAGAAUACUUGAGAAGAUUGAUAAGUUGAUUUUAAAAACUAAACGGCGGCAUCCAUUUCGGCCAAAUUACAGUGAGUAUUUGAAAGAAAGUGAAAAUGCCGAUUCUGAGUUCGACAUGGGUUUUCCUGCAUUUGCAGCGGAGGAAUCAAGUGAGGAUAUCUUCAGGGUCUGGGAUUUGGGCAUCCCGGCUGACUCUGAGGAAGACGUACUAAUCAAGCAGCUGAAUAUGGCCGUGGAAGAAACUUCCUCUCAGUCAAUAGCUUCAACUUCUGAUGAUUCUGGUGGGUUAGAAGUUUUCAAGAAGGAGCGGCUUGAUGACAUCCUAGCUGGCCUUGCUGACCUCUCUUUGGACCAAAACAGAGGAUGAGGGACGAAGUCAUGUUAUAUUAAACCAGGGGUGGGGUUUUAUCAUUUUUUUUUUUUUUUUUGCGCCGGGGGGUUGGGGCGGUGGUUAGGUUUUCCUGAAGAUAAUUUUUAGAAGUGCCUGAGAAGUUUCCAGUCUUGGAACUUGUAAAGUUCAAUCAAUGUUAUUUUCGGUUCCUAGAGAAAAGUUUGAAGUAGCAGGGAGGAUGGAUAAACCUCGCGUGUUUUUACUAGCUUUGGAGGAGGUGGUGGAGAUCUUAACCUCUUCUUAUAAUUGUGCUCCUGUAUAUAUUCAUAGUUGAGCGGACUGCUCAUCUUGAACAAGUUCUCAGUAUAGUUAAUACCCAAUACCAGACCAGAGAGACUAUAAUUGCUCCAACUUCUCGAGUACUACUUUUGUCUGUCUAUUUUCAAGGGUAAUGUUACAAAUCUUGAGGUUCCAAACAUGAUAAAAGUUUUCUUUACCUUUGAUUCCAAAGAGGAGAACAAUGGCUCUUCUUUGGAGAGGAAAAUAUGUAUAUGUACCUCUUGUACAACUUUCUUUUUGAGCUUCAAUUGGUUUUUGUUUGGGAUGGUU